UUUUAGGAGUCUGGGAACAAUCAUAAACUUUCACGGUCUGUCCUUUCAUAACUUAGCUGGCCCGUAGCUUUUCUCUGGCUAAAAAGAACUACUCUUCUCUUAUCAAAAAUUCGACUUUAUUUGCGUUAAGGGUUGCAUUUUAAACAUGGAAAGUGCAAAACGCAAAGCUUCUUCUUCUCCAGUGAAGAAAGCAAAAAAAUCAAAAAAAGUCAGUGAUGGGAUUAAGAAGCCAACAUCAGCAUAUAUAUACUUUGUAUCUGAUUAUCGAUUGGUUUUAAAGAAAAAAGGUAAAGCUACUAAUAAAGUCAAUGAGGUUGCGAAAAUGUGUGGUACAGCCUGGAAUGCAAUGAAAGAAAAUGAGAAAGCUCCAUAUUAUGAAAAGUACAACAUAGAUAAAGCAAGGUAUUUAAAAGAGAAAGAAGCACUAGAUAAAAAAAUGGGAAAAGAUCCUAACAAACCAAAAAGAUGCCAAACUGCAUAUUUUUUUUUUCUUCAUGAUUUUCGAGAACAAAUGAAAGGAAAAGCUUUAUUAGAAGGUGAAAAAAUCCCUGCAUUAGCUGGUGAGAAAUGGAGAUCAAUGACUGAUGAUGAAAAAAAAGUAUAUAAUGAUAUGGUUCAGAAAGACAAACAAAGAUAUGAAAAAGCAAUGGAAGAGUGGAAAUCAAAAAAUCCAGACCAACCAAAGAAGUCUGUGCCUAAGAAAAAAAUUGUUGCAGAGCCAGAAGAGGAGUCAUCUGAUGAUGUUGAUGAAUCAGAAGAUGAUUCUGAGGAAGAAAGUGAAGAGGAAGAUUCUGAAUGAUCUUUUCUAAUUGUAAAUAGUGCCUGCCAACAAACAUUGAUAGCCAAUGAAUUAAGGUCAUUGAUUGGGCCACUAAAGCAGUUAUAUUGCUAUCUUCUGAAGACCCAGAGUACUCACUGGUUUUCCAGUGCAGCGUGUAAUGGAACAGUUUGUAGUUUUAAAUCUUUUACAUAAAUUUUAUUUUCCAGUAUCCUAAAACUUUAGAGAGAUUGUUCAAAAUUUGAAAUUUUAAAGAAAAAAUUGCAUUAUUUUACCAAUUUCCAAUGGAGAAGCACUUGUUUUAUAUUUCUGUGCAUUUGAUUAAGAAGUUUUAUUUAUUGUUUCAUAUUUUAAUCUUUAUGACGCCAUGUUAAACGUUGUAUAAGAGGAACUUAGUAAAUAUAAAAGGAUUUACAUUUGAUUAGAAUAGUUAGCAAAAGCUUUUAUUAAAACUGCAUGUAGUUUUCAUAUCAAAGAGUUUGUGUGCUUUUUUACUUUAUAUGGGUUAUUAUAGCCAGUUAUUGUAGUUAAAUAAUGUGGAAAUAAAUGCAUAAACUAAAAUAAAAAUAUGUAUGUUAUAUAUAUUUUUUUUGUUUUUUAUUUUUUAAUGUUUUUACUUUAGAGUUGAUUUUUUAGGUAUUGGUAUUACUGUGUAAGCCGUGCGAAUUUAUCACGUGAUUUCCCUCGGACUUUUAGUGGGAAUCCUCUUUGUUUUUGGAAACCACGUGAGCUGUUCGCGAGGUAUUUCACAGUUCUUACUCAACCAGUUAUUUAUUGAAGUUGAAUUAUUUUUAUAACAUUCUCUAAUUUACGACAAAAUAAAACUUGUUUAUGAUUUUUAUUGAGUAGUCGAAAUACAAAUUUAAACGUA
Hydra vulgaris (swiftwater hydra) is the source of this 1649-nucleotide messenger RNA. RefSeq lists its product as uncharacterized. Gene Ontology annotation, molecular function: DNA binding, bending. Gene Ontology annotation, biological process: regulation of transcription by RNA polymerase II. Lineage: Eukaryota; Metazoa; Cnidaria; Hydrozoa; Anthoathecata; Hydridae. The record is from RefSeq and is a predicted model, not a curated record.